Molecule: messenger RNA, 1206 nt
Organism: Monopterus albus (swamp eel)
Lineage: Eukaryota; Metazoa; Chordata; Actinopteri; Synbranchiformes; Synbranchidae
Gene: nanos3
Product: nanos homolog 3
Exons: 1
Coding region: 229-723 (164 amino acids)
Molecular function (GO): RNA binding; zinc ion binding
Source: RefSeq, a predicted model, not a curated record
UGUGCGUUUGAAUACCACCUGUAUUCAAUUGCCAAUCAAAGGUUUUAUACGCGCAGCUGGCGCCGAGGUUCUGUUGUCACUCUGGGUUUUUUUUAUUUUUUUUUAUUUUUAAACAUAACUUCAUUAUUUUAAGCAGAGGGUGUUUGGCUGACAAGGAGGAAAGUUGUCAGCGAAGGAGGUGAGGUGAAUGGUAUAGUUCUGGGACGCGUUCAACAUCUGCCGCGCUUCAUGGAAUCCAAUACCAAAAUUUUCCAUCCCUGGAAGGAUUAUAUGGGACUGUCGGACACAAUCAGAAACAUCCUGGGCCGGAACACCGCCACCGAAUCCGUUGACUGUAUGCAAAGUCUCCCCGGUGAAUAUUCAGGUUACGCAGCAGAAUGCGUUGGUUCUGAUGCACCAGGUGCGGUGGGUAGUAAGCCUGUGGCAAGACCAACGGGCCCCCGGGGGCCAAAAGACCGCAGAAAGACAACUAGUUUUAAAACGCCCGAGCCGCCACCAUCAUCUGAGCGCAUGUGCUGCAGUUUCUGUAAGCACAAUGGGGAGUCGGAGUUGGUGUACGGAUCCCACUGGCUGAAGAGCCAGACAGGAGAGGUUUUGUGCCCCUACUUACGGCAGUAUGUGUGCCCCCUCUGCGGGGCUACGGGCGCCAAAGCACAUACGAAGCGCUUUUGUCCAAAGGUGGACAGCGCAUACAGCUCUGUCUACACCAAGUCCAGACGCUGAUCCAACAGGUGACAGGCUAGCAAUAAGACACUGGACAGAAGGCUGAAUCCUUCUGUGUGUGAUAUUUGUUUGGUGUGUUUGGUGUGUUUUUACUUUGCUGGACAUUUUGUUGGCCUAGACCUUUUGUUGGUCAACAGCGUCUGUUUGGUGCUGGGUUUUUGCAAACUACAUUCAAGAACGACUGCCAGAUCUUAUGUUUGGGAGAAGAACACCUGUUUAUCGGUGAAACGUUUAUUUUACAUAUUUUUUAAAUGUCAGUGUCCAAUCUCACAUUUACCGCAAAUGCAUUGAAAGAUUCGAACAUUAUCACAAAACGACCCACAGUCAUAAGUUAUAACUGUACUACAGCAUGAAAACAUCAUGCGUCCAUAUUAGUAUUUUAAAUUUUUAAACAUAUUUAACUUGUUCUUGCUUUGAAAUGUGUACAGUGAAUGUUCCUUGGGCAUGCUACUUUUAUUUUAUUUGUGGCUUCUUUAAAAAUGC